This is a messenger RNA of Vicia faba (fava bean), 327 nucleotides long. Lineage: Eukaryota; Viridiplantae; Streptophyta; Magnoliopsida; Fabales; Fabaceae. The record is from the annotation of a GenBank genome assembly.
AUGAGCAGGGCUAUCAUUGAAGAGUAUAUUCAAGAGGUGGAAAAGUUGGCCUAUAGGUUGCUUGAACUCGUUUGGAGCAAUGAUGCAUAUGAGAGUGUGGAACAAGGAGUAAUGGUUAACUCUACAAGAGAAAGGUUUUCAAUUCCCUUCUUUUUCUUCCCUGCGCAUUACACUGAAGUCAAGCCUUUGGAGGAGCUGACAAAUGAGGAAAAUCCUCCAAAGUAUAGACCUUACAACUGGGGGAAGUUUCUUGUGAACAGAAAGGGUAGCAAUUUUGCGAAGAAAAAAGUGGAGAACGUUCAAAUUUAUAAUUAUAAGAUAACUUAA